Messenger RNA from Sabethes cyaneus, 399 nucleotides. RefSeq names its product general odorant-binding protein 56d-like. Gene Ontology annotation, molecular function: odorant binding. The record is from RefSeq and is a predicted model, not a curated record. Gene Ontology annotation, biological process: sensory perception of smell. The transcript is spliced from 2 exons. Lineage: Eukaryota; Metazoa; Arthropoda; Insecta; Diptera; Culicidae. The coding region runs from base 1 to 399 and encodes 132 amino acids.
AUGAAAAGUUUCGCGAUAAUUCUCUGUGUGAUUCUAUCCGUUUGCCAAAUAAAGGCGUACUCCCUGGACCAGCGUCAACAAGGUGACAUUUUCGCGCUGGAAUGCCUCGCAGAAACCGGAGUAAAUCCAACUUCGAUAGCCCUGCUCAAGGUGGGCGAUUUUUCAGCCGACGAUCAGCGGUCCAAGUGCUUCGUGCGAUGCUUUUUUGAAAAGGAAGGAUUUAUGAACAGCAAAGGCGAUUUACUGACCGAAAGCAUGGUUGAUGCAUUGGCUAGUGAUUUUGAACGAGAGAAAGUAGCAGCGGUGCUGUCGAAAUGUCAAGUGGAAGAGCAGAAGGAUGCCUGUGAUACUGCUUUCAAAGUUUACGAGUGUUUGUACAAAAACAAGGACAGUUUAUGA